This is a messenger RNA of Amphimedon queenslandica, 1854 nucleotides long. RefSeq names its product solute carrier family 45 member 4-like. The coding region runs from base 6 to 1796 and encodes 596 amino acids. Lineage: Eukaryota; Metazoa; Porifera; Demospongiae; Haplosclerida; Niphatidae. The record is from RefSeq and is a predicted model, not a curated record. Gene Ontology annotation, molecular function: sucrose:proton symporter activity. The transcript is spliced from 2 exons. Gene Ontology annotation, biological process: transmembrane transport. Gene Ontology annotation, cellular component: membrane.
AAACAAUGUCACCCGUGCCAUCUAGAAAGACACCAGUACCGAUUUGGCGUCUUAUUCUUCUCAGUGCUUCUACUGGAGCCAUUGAUUUGGGAUAUGCAGUUGAAGGAGCUUACGUGGUCCCGUUUAUGAUAGCAUCAGGCUUGAGUCUAACGUUAUCCACUGUCCUAAUAACACUGAGCCCUGUGAUGGGUAUGCUGUGUCAAGGCUUUAUAGGAACAAUCAGUGAUAAGUGCACCUGUAGUUGGGGUAGACGGAGACCAUUCAUUGUACUGUUCUCAAUGACUGCUAUGCUGGGAUUUGCUGCCCUUCCUUACUGUAUCUACUUAAACAUUCAAUCAGUAAUGGUGAUUGGUAUUUCGAUGUGCGUAUUUCUAUUAGACGUCAGUUGUGGGCUAUUGAUGCUACCGACAAGAGCAUACCUGUUGGACGUUACUCCUGUUUCACAAAGUCAGACCGGUAAUUUCAUUCUGUCUGUUGCUAUAGGUGUCGGUGCUACAUUAGGCUAUGCAUUGGGUACUAUAGAUUGGUCAAGUAUCUCCGGUACUAGUGUAAGCAUUGAGCAUCAGUCUCAGAUAGUGUUUGGUAUUUCAGCAGUCGUCAUUUUCCUAGCUAUGAUAUUCACUAUUGUUAGUGUAAAAGAGCAGAACCCUAAAUCAAUAGAAAAUAAUGAACAAUCAACUCACCAAUUAGAGUUUUUGGAUAAUCAUGAGUGUCAACAUGGGUCAGAAUCAAUUCACGAAUCAGCACACGUUAACCAAACUCAGUUGAUAUCAAUAACAAAGAAUCAUUGUCAACUGGAAUCAAACGACUGUCAGAGUCAAUUGGAGUCAGAAACUAACUUUCAAGAUUGUGAUGAAAAUAAAUGCGAAUCACUAACAAACGAAUUGUCAUCGGAACUGAUAGGAUCAUUAGAUGAUUAUCAAGAUGAAUCAAGCUUUGGACAAUCAAGUUGUGCACAAGUCAAUGAAGCAGGGGCAAAUGAAUCUAUAUCAUGUGACACUUAUAGUGCUAAUGACAAGGAAUGUGAAGAUGAUCUUAUUAGAAUGUCUUCCAUAGGAACAAGACAGAAGCAGAGGACUCUCCCUUCAUGUUGCAAAAUAUUUUUCGAUUCUGUUUCUAUCGUCAGAUUUGCAUAUUACAUGUCCUACAACAUGUGGCUUUUGUGGUUAAUGGUUGUUUUUGGUUUAGCUGCUGAUUUUGCUUUUGUUUAUGGUUUCACAACAUUUGUUGGUGUAGCAGUAUAUGAAGGAGACCCUUCUAGUCCUGAGGACUCGGCCUCUUAUAAAUUAUACACUAAAGGAGUUAGAAUGGGAUCACUUGGAUUAGCAAUAGCAACAGUGUGCUGUUCCAUAAUGUCACCUAUAAUGGACUACAUUGCUCGUUGGAUUAGACUCAAGACUAUAGUACUGAUAACACUGGCAGCCUUUGUCUGUGCAUUGUCGUUACUAACUUAUUGUAGAGAAUUAUAUCAAGUGUAUAUACUGACUGCUGUCUAUGGGCCUUUCUUUGGUGCUAUACUGGCAUUACCAUUCAGUCUUAUCCCAUUAUAUCAAAAAGCAGAUAUGCUAUUUAGAAAAGAAUGGACUAGAAGACCACCAAUGAUUGAAGGUAUAGCUGUAGCUACCAUAAAUACUGGAGCUUUUUUUGGUCAAAUAAUAGCAUCACUCGUCAUUGGUCCUGUUGUUGAUGCUACAGGAGAUGUCAACUAUUUUAUGACAAUACCAUGCUUUUUUAUAACAUUGUCAUUUUUCUCAUUGCUACCAGUAAUGGUAUCUAAAAAGAAAAUUUCUGUGUGAUAUUUUUUAAAUAAAAGAAUUAUUUUUUCAACAUCUAUUUAAAAUCCUAAAAUUAUAA